Molecule: messenger RNA, 3784 nt
Organism: Amoebophrya sp. A25
Lineage: Eukaryota; Dinophyceae; Syndiniales; Amoebophryaceae
Source: the annotation of a GenBank genome assembly
GCUGAUUCGAUGCUAUGAAAGCUUCUAUUACAAAUUAUAGGAUACGAGGACAAGAUCAUGUUCAUAGAGAUUAUAGGUUAUUGAUUAACAGUAACAUUUUUAUAGAUCAUACUACGAACCAUAAUUGACUUUGAUUUUCAAUUUCAUUAUUUGCGAAAAAUAUAAAAGAUGACUUCCCCAACUUCUACAUCCUUGAAAAAGAUGUUCUUUUGGCGACGUCUCAUUUUUGUGGCGGUAAGCUUCUUUUGCAGCACGAUUCUUGUUUGUUUGCAUGGGAAGAUGGUUGCUCGCGCUCUCUUUCCACCUGAGAACCUGUAUCGAAAUCAUUUGUACACAGAAGCCUUAGAACACUAUCGUUAGGGCUUCUGUAAAUUCAUCUUGAAGAGAAGCAUCUCCGAAGUGGUUAUUUCAACAGGAAAGGAGCGCAAAGAUGCGCUUCAAGAUGAAUAAUGUGAAGGUCUUCUAAUAUCCUGCUCGUGAAGUAGUUAUGCGCACGACGGGAACAAGGACACCCGUCACGCCGAGCAGAAGACUAUUAUUAAGUCAUGAGGGAGCAGCUUCAACAUUAGAAGGAACGACAACGAGAGGAGGACCAAGUGAAGAUUCAGCGGGAAGAAGACUUGCCACUUCUUUUAAGGCUUCCCCUGAUCCAUCCCUGUAGACAUCCCUCAAACAUAUGCGCCCCAAUUAAUACAAGGGAGAAGAUACUGACGCAUAUUUAUGCUUGAAGGAUUUCCGCAGGGAUGAAUAGAGCAGGAGCGCUCUAAUUCCUCAGGUUACGUGGGAACAAGUGAAGACUCAUCAGGGAGAAGUCUUGACACUUCUUCUAGUAACGUGGGAACAAGUGAAGCUUCACGAACGAGCACCACAAGAGAAGCGCCAGCAGCAGCAACAACUCCUGGUGCUGAGGAAUCCGCUGAGCGGUAUGUAAAAUCUCUUAGAUUCGUACCACAUUUUCCUGAGGAGCGGGUCGUGGGAGUAGAUGAAGCUCCUCUAGUAGCACGUGGAGGUGCUGCUGAAAGGGAACGGAAUAGAGAUGAAGCCUCUCUAGUAGCAGAUGGAGGCACUGCUAAAAAUACAAAUAUUAGAGGUGGUCGUGGUGGACGGGGUGUUGAUGAAGAAGGUGGACGAGAUAUUACGACGAGGACUGGAGGGUUUUUAUCAGAAGAUGCUGGUUAUGAUCGUCGCCGUCGUGCUCAACAAGCUCAAGAACAAAGAAAUCAUCAUGCUCCUCGUGCGGUCCCUUGGCCUUCUUGUGAACAACAAGAGGAGGAAUUACCUUACUCAACAUUACCAAGAACUACUGCAAGAGUAGACACGACUACUACAUCUUCAAGCCCUUCAGCGCCACCGGUCUUACUGUUCAUGGAUGAGGACACCGAUCCGAACGACUUGAAUGUUGAUAGCCUCUUCUCCCAGUUCGUGGGGCCACCUUUGCCGCCUCUUCUCCAGGUCUACGCAUAUUGGCAGUUUUUUGGAGUGUCCUUACUUGGCGGAUUUAUCGGAUGCUUCUCACUUUAUGAUUUUUCGAAGGGGGAAAUGUUCAUGUUGUAGAGAAGUGCAAUAAAUUGAUUGCUGGAAGACCAAAGAAUAUUAAGCAAGUACUAUUUUUGUUGCAGUAAAAAAAUCAUGUGAGACUAACCACAUUUCCGAGAAAGCGCUAAUCAUCAUUUCUGAUCGGAAUCGUCGCUCCUCUUGUCAACUCCCCGUGUAUGCUGGACCGAGUGGGACGUCAUUGCCAAGCACCAACAUAUGGAAGGAGUGGUAAGCCACAACAAAACCAACAACAUUUAGAAGUGCUGGCCUCAUCCAGCAAAAUGAAAAGUCUCGUCGGCAAUAGCGUGUUGCGGAGUCCGCGACCACCUAUACGGAGCGUUGUCCGUUCUAGUGUAGGACAGCACCUUGACGGCGCAGAGCUAUUUCUAAGGGUCCUUUUGGCAGUGAUUUAUGUUUUAGGAAUUGCGUUUGCCAUCGGCCUCUUCAUCCUUUCCGGGAGGCAAAGAGAACUUCUCGACUUUCCUAGAACAACAGGCUUUGGAUUUUUUGUGUGGUUUUUUCGAGAACUACACUACGAGGAACAGGAGAAGUUGUCACCGGAAGCCGGCGUCACACUGACUGCAGCAGUGUCGGUUAUCCAGUUGCUUCUAACCUGGAACAGCUCACUCUUCUUAAGGAAAAGCACAGCUCGAGGUACAGGAACUUUGAUUUCUACCUCGGGUGUAGUUAUUAAGGCUCAACUUUCAAUGGUCAUCAUUUAGAUUGGAGUCACUGAGAUCGAAGAGGCGACCCCUUGAGGAAAGAUGGGGGGAAAAUGAAGGGAAAGGGGAGAACUUUGAAGGGGGUCCCUUCCGUUCAGAGUCAGUGACCAUUGAAGGCUGAGCUUUAAAGUUAGGCCGUCAAAAAGAACACAAGGACAGAGCAGGGAGGCCGGCAGUGGGAGAGGACGCGAGGACUUGUUCUGUGGUCCUUCUUCGUCGGAGCAGGAACAGGAGUACGACGCGGAACCUCUUACAGCUGGGGAACAACUACAUGUGGCUCGUCCAGGACAGCAGGAUCUUCUACUUGAGGAGGAUGGGGAGAUCGCUUUCUUGGCAGCACCUGGAGAUGAAAAUGGGAAUGUUGGCGUAACAAGCGGAACUACAGCCAACAAUGAUGAAGCGUGCUGUCUCGUUACAAGUUCAUCGACCGAUGAUGAAGAGGAUGCAGCUGCUCCUCUCCCCCAUGAAGAUGAUGAAGAACUCUCCACGACGCGCCAAGAACAGGAGGACCACUCUACAACAAUUAGGACGCACAAUAAAAUGGUACAGUUGAGGAAUUAUACGAAGCAGGUACUACAGGAACCUGGGCAGGUGGGGAUGAACAAAUCUUCAAGCUGCAGUAUAUCUAUAUGUCCUCUUCAUGCGCCUUGUCGUGCACUGAAGAAAGAUGAACCAACUGCUAGCGCUCCUCAGAGGCACGAGGAUGCUGCAAUGACGAGAGAGCCGUCACGACCCUUUUUAGAGGAGAAAAUAAGUCAGCAAGUGGUACAACAGCUCGUGUCCUCAGUCCAAGAAGGCAUUCGACGAGAACUGCUGUCACCAGAUCUCGGUAAAAAAGAACUACAAGAACAAGUCUGAACCAUUAUUAAUCUGAACCAUUAAUUUGAACCAUUAAUACCAUGUGUUGAAAAACUACGUCGUUGCAUUGGAAUAAUUAUGAAUGUUGAUGUUCUAGUUCUUGCCGCUGACGUAGCUGUUGCGUAGGUGCUGAUAUGCUAGCCAGUGCAGCUAGACUUCAUCCUCGAAUGGAGUAAUUAAUUUUUGAGUAGCAUGAAGAUAGUCCUUACAAAUUGAUGAAGAUCAACAUCUUCAUUUUCAUACCUUCUACACAUUUUCAUUUACCGGAGCUAGUUGUCCCACUUGAUCACCUUAGUUAACCACUAAAAUUUUUGUCUAGAAGACAUGUUUGAUGAAGAUGCGAAUUCGUUUACGUUCCUUUUUAGCAUUGUAGUUUUCUCUUCACCAUCGGCAUCUUCGUGACGUCAUAGACACCACUGAAGCUAUUGAACAAGCUAUUGCUUACUCGUCCAGUAACAUGUACUCCACCCACCUCGAGACUAUCUUGUAGAAAUUGAGAUAAGUAGUCUUUGAGAUAUAAUUGUCGUGAUUUAGAGGAAGCUGCAAAGGAGAAAUUACAACCAAAUUUCGAAAAAAUGGGCGCAGGUUAUCAUGCAAAGACACACAAAGAUAGAUGUUAGAACUGAGGUGUGAGGCUCACAUCGAGAUGUGUGAGCAUAACCUUCGAU